This is a messenger RNA of Fulvia fulva, 4431 nucleotides long. Its product is annotated as Mediator of RNA polymerase II transcription subunit 12. The transcript has a single exon. NCBI's taxonomy places the organism in Eukaryota, Fungi, Ascomycota, Dothideomycetes, Mycosphaerellales, Mycosphaerellaceae. Bases 1 to 4431 code for a protein of 1476 amino acids. Gene Ontology annotation, molecular function: transcription coregulator activity. Gene Ontology annotation, biological process: regulation of transcription by RNA polymerase II. Gene Ontology annotation, cellular component: mediator complex. The record is from RefSeq and is a predicted model, not a curated record.
AUGGAUUACCGACCUGGGUAUGGCACACAGAGACCACUUCCACCCCAGCGUGCGGUGAGCGGCUCCUAUGCCCUCCAGCAAGGCCUCAGGAAGCCGCCUCUGCCCUCACGACUGAACAAUGUGCGAUCAGUCUCACAGCCGAUCAAUGUGGUCGACCUUACCAGCGAUGGGGCCAAAGUUGGCCCCAGAAACACCGCAGCCUUCCUCCACAACAACGCCAGCGUCUACUCCUCUCCGGAUGUCAUUGACGUUGACGAUGUCGACAGUGAGCGACCGGCCAAGCGAGCAAAGAUUGGGAGUGGUCAUGCAGUCGGUACUGGAAAGCGUGCCGUUACCAAUCCCGAUGGUCAAGGUGCUGCGUAUCGCGUAGUUCCUGGCUCCCCUCUACCACAACUCCGCAAGCCGAGUGCGAAUGCAAACAGGAAUAUGCCCCAGAAGAGUCGGCAGACAGUCGUUGAUCGCAUGGCACGGAGAGCGCGGUACACAGAGAGGGUGGACGACAAUGGAGGGAGGCCGCAGUACGCGCUGGAACCUCCUCUGAUCGCGACACGGCAGCCUCAGCUAAAAGAUAAGGAGGGAAAUGUUGUCAAGGAUAAGAAGGGCAAGGACGUGCCGCGGAAAGUGCUCGACUUCUCUCCGUGGCAUGGCCAACAUCCUGAAGACAUCCUGAACGAGAACGUUGUGAAGACUGGGUACUACGACAAGGCGCCAGGCGUCAACUCUACAGAGUCAAACUCUGCGAAACCCAUGAUCUGGCCGAAUCUGAGCCAGAAGAACAACAUGGGACUGCAGACGCUGUCCUAUCUGUUCAGCUCGGUGAUGGAGAAACGACAACAGCAAGGCAAAGUCACGGCAGCCCCCUCCUUUCGGCCUCCUCCUCGCAUCACGGUACCAGAUACUAAGCGCGAGGCAUGGCUGCGAGACUUGGCCAACAACGAAGUUCCUGUACGGAAGCAGAGUCGAGCAAUACCACACGGCAUCAAAGGCAAGGCACUUAUGGAACAGUGUCUGGCCAAAAACGUGCCCAUUCCUCGUGCGAUCUGGCUUGCCAAGUGUGUCGGAGCGAACGAACUACGUCAAUUUAGGCGCAAGGGUGUCAGCGGCACGGCGGCAGCGAGCAAAGAGAGUCAAUGGAUUCGUGAGUGGACUGUGAGCAUCGAGCAGUUUCUCGAGAGUAUCAUAUCUACAUGCGGUCAGCCAGAUUGGCAGUCGAAGAUGGAUUACGCCAUGAAGAUGGCCACGAGCUUCUACGCCGAACGCAUCCUGGAGCGCGACCAUUACUUGGACUGGAUUGUGUCAUCGUUCGCUCAAGCAAAGAUGGAGAGGCUUCCUAUUUGGAUAAUCCUUGUGCAAUUAUAUUGGAAAGACAUCACCACCUUUGGCAGAAGAGGGAGGCAACUCGCAAAAGGAAUCUUGGAAAGACUGCAUCAGAUCACGAUGGAGAACUCACGCUCCAACGACGCACUUCGAGAUCGACUGAAGAGACUUGUCGUCGUCAUGGCAGUCACCAAUAGAGGCUGCUUGAUCUUGCCCAAGACAUGGGCGACUUACAGGUACCUCUUGACACCAAAGACUCUCCACGGACAAAACGCCAACCUCGAUACACCAGCUCAGAACAUCAGCAAGCGGAACAAUAGACUUUUGCUCAGGACACCUCGAAAUACAUAUUGCGCACUCCUCGGCCUAUACGCAAUCUUGGACACCGUAGGCUUUGACGUUGAUGUCGAGAAGCUCACCGCGAUUUGCACAAUGACGAUUCCGAACAUCUACAAGUUGAUACCCGCGCUGAUGAGCUGGGCCGGAACAGCAUAUCGGACUGCAACACAUCGAGUCUAUCUUACUGCAAAGAUCAUCGCUCACCUGAACAAUCAGGGACAUGACACAGAUGGUAUCAUCAUGGACUUUUUGAAGUCAGCCAAGGCAUCUUCUCUGUCUAAAGGAGAUGUGCAUGCGGUGAUCACGGAGCUCGUGCGUACACAUUGCUUCUCCACAGGUCGCUUCCUACAGUGGCUGAUCACCAGUGGCUUACUUUUUGCAGGCACAGAGAUGUCGUUGGCGACAGGACUACUCCCUGCGCUGCCAAUCGAUGCACUGCCGUCACACCUCCUGAACACUCGCCAGAUGCUGAUGAGGCGUCUGGGACAAGCAGUCGACGAGAGCACGACUAUGAACUGGCUGCUCGCUCGUGUUGACCUUUCAACCGGGAUUCUACACUCGCAGCCAGACGACUUCUUUGCUGGACUCGAAGCAUUGAGCGGCUCCUCCAAACUCCAGUUCGCGCAGCUAGUGAUGUCUCGAGCCAACAUUCUAGCCAAAGAGGGCGCACUGAGUGUGCAUUGCUUCUGCACACUGCGGGACAUUCUCCGACGCUGCGGUGAUCUCGUUGCUUUGAGCGAUUUCACACAGGCCGCAUUCAACACGAACGACACAGCACUGCUUGCCACGGUCGCAGAUACUAUCAACAUGCAUGCGAUGACACUCGCGGCUCUCGGUCGUCUUCAACAGGUGCUGGAAGGUCUCGUAGAGCAGUACCGAAACCUGAGAUCUCAGCAGCCGCUCGAUCGGAGCUUCAACCUAGCACUGGUGUCUCUCACCCGUCGAUUUCCCGAGAAGGCGUCGUUCGUCAGGCUGUUGGAAAACGACCUUACUAUCUGCGAUCAACGGAUCUCCUUAGCAGUAUGCUCGCCGGCGUCGGAUAACCUGGUAAGCAUGCAGGCCUCGAACCUCGACUCGGACAGCGACAUUGAUGCCGUCUUCGCGAGCGGCAACACCAUGGACGAGCAGCUCAUGCACCGAGUGUUCACACGAAUUGCCAAAUGUGCCGGUGCGCCAGCUUCAUCGAAUGUUCAAAGUCCCAGCAAAGUUUGCGCUUGGCUGAAUCAAUUGCGAGCGGUCGACAUUGGCAAUUUUGAGAUACUGGCGAGGAACUACAUUCGGGCAUGCCUGAAGAACGCUGGAGACAAUACCGGACCAAUCAGUGUGCUAUGUGCGCUUGUCGCAAGCGGGUGCACCCAGUUGGACACCAUCGCUGACCUCGCCCUCGAAGCCAAGACAUCGUCUGCUGCCUGCAUCGCUACGCGCUUGAUCGUUUCGAAGACCCUCACGAACGAGAAUCUUCACGCAGCAGAACACUACCGGUUCCAGGUCCUGCAGGCACGAUACGUUGCCGAGCGCGCGGACAAGGUAGUUCCGCUGGCUGCCGGUGCCACGGAAGAUCCUAAGUGUCCUGUGGACGAUCCUGGUUUGGUGAACUUGGUACUGGACUAUGCGCUGAGCUGCUACGAUCUUGCCGUGAGCACUUCCAUCAAGGUGCCACUAUCGCCUACCUAUUUGUCGAACUGUGGCAGGAUGACGCAGAACAUCUUCGGCUUGACACAUGCUGUGGGGGAACAGAACGCAAACAUGGCUGCCAAGUCGAUCAUCGCUCUGGCCGAUCCUUUGUCCAUUGUUCAGUGCUCCGCUCUGUUGACAUUCUACGCCAAGGUUGGGACGUUCAAGACCGAAGAAGGCAGUGCUGCACUGCAACAGGCUAUCCUUCAGGCCAUCAAGGAUGGAUGCGAGGUCUGGCCGCAGCUUCUCGAGAGCGCGGGACAAGAGACUAUCAAUGGCAUCUACCAGUGGGCGAAGGAGCAAGUACUGAACAGCGCUCUGCGAUUCGACGAUUCAACAUCAAUGGACUACGACGAGCUACAGAAGAUUCUCCAGAUACUCAAUGUCGCGCAUAAUGCUGCAAAGGACGAAAACAGCGGCUUGAUUAUCUCCGGUAUUGCUGAGAAGCUCAAGAGCCUCGAUGCUGAGCUCUCAGCGCAGGAUGCUAACGCCGCCCACGAUAGCAAGCAGCAUCUGCAGUCUCUGGACAUACUCCUGCACCUGGCAGUACUGUACUCGACGAGCGCGAAUUCGUCCAACGAUUCUCUGCAGCAGAAUCGUUGUAACCUCCUCGCGUCGCUUUGCAGCCUCUUGGUCAACCCACAGCUUCAAAGCCACCAAGACAAGCUCGAGUACAUCCACGACGUAGCCUCCACAAUCGCGGAUAACCUCCCAGAACAAGCCUUGGCAGGACUAGCAAAGAGCGCCACCACCGGCAUCGCACGAGAUGCCCGUCUCGCAUCAAUCCUCGGCGGUACACAGUCUCCCGAUGCUUGGCUAGCGCUGGUCUCGUACCUUCAACCACAGCCGCAGAUCUCACAGCAGCAGCGGGUGCUCAUGAAGCAAGCACAAGUCCACGGACAAUCUGGACGCGUGCCGCAACCGCCUGUCCAGCAGCAACACACGGGUUUAUUGAAGAUGCCGGUAAAAGUGGAAGAUCGACCAACACGAUCGGUCCCCUUCCCACUAAGAAGCUGGGAAAUCAUCCCGGAUGCUGCGGUGUCGAUGGGGGAGAAUGACACGAGUUUGAGUUUGAGUUUGUUUGGGGCGAGGAAGUGUUGA